AUGCUUCAACCCACCUACAUCACCGGUGAGAUUGCAUCGGAAAGCAUGGACUACAAGCAUUUCAGCCACCCCCACAACUUAAUCAUCCACCGUGUUUAUGAAUUAGGCCAACAAGUCAACUGCUCCGGCUGCGACUCCUCCUGUGACAACACUACAACCGCCGUCCACGCCUGUCACCAAUGCAACUUCUUCCUCCAUGACCACUGUGCCAACGCCGGCCGUUAUGUAAAACACCCAUCUCACCAACCCCACCCACUCAUCCUCCUCCCUCACCCUACCUACGCCGGCGGCUCCUUCAUCUGCAACGCCUGUGGUCAUCCCGGGAAAUCCUUCUCCUACUGCUGCACCCUAUGCGAGUUUGAUCUUCACGUCGGCUGUGCUUUCUUGCCUGUCACCGUAACUCACCAAGCCCACCAACAUGAACUUAGUCUUUUCUAUGGCGUUCCGGUGGUUCCCCGGAGGGGAAGUAACACCGAUCUUGAAUAUUGUAACAUAUGUAGGAAGGUCUUGGAGGGAAGGCACUGGGCAUACAGUUGUCAGAAGUGUGAGUUUAACUUGCACACUGCUUGUGCCACCACGGAGGUGGUGCCAGGGUUGUACCAUGAUGAUUCGCCAGCCUGUGGAGCGGCUGAGGGAAAGAGCUCGGUGGCAGAUGGUGGCGGAGGAGGUGGGAACGUAGUUGAGGUGGAAUUGACCGAGGAGGAUCUUAUCCAGUUGUAUAGGUUGCAGAUGCUUGCACAAAGCAUGGCUUCAUUGUCUACUACUGGAUGA
Molecule: messenger RNA, 771 nt
Organism: Lactuca virosa
Lineage: Eukaryota; Viridiplantae; Streptophyta; Magnoliopsida; Asterales; Asteraceae
Source: the annotation of a GenBank genome assembly